AAAAUGUCUGGUAAACUGUUAUUUGGUAGUAGUAGUAGUAGUACUACUAGACAUAAUAAUAUUCGGGUUGAUUAGAUUGCGAGCAACUUUUAGAAAUGAUAUCACAUUUAAUCACAUUAAGUGUGACUAUAGUUAUUUUAUGGACAGUGAACGUUGAAGCGUAUACAUUUUUGGCGCCAAUAAGAUUUGGUGAUUCCGGAGAAAUGUACAUUAAUUUGGGCAGGGUGAAUAUCUCAUUGAGUUCAGAUUUUGAAUUAACCAUAAGUGAUGCAGAUUGUACAAAAACACUUUCCUUGAGACCACCAACUGAAGAAGAGAUCAUGUUUAAAACUGGAUAUCGUUCAGGAUCAUCACUAUGUCAAAGUUGGUUCAUGCCGAAAUUACGCAAGAAAAUACGAUUCCCAAGCUGGUGGCUUAAUUUAUUUUAAAUGAUAAUUUUCUGCUGGUUGUGUGACUUUUUUUUUUAGCUUUUUAGAGAGAUUGAACUGGUUUGUCGUUUUUGAAAUUGUCUCAGUUAUGUUUGGCUUUGCUUUUAAUUGAAUGAACAUUAAUGUUGUUUAAUAGAUGAAAUUAAGUAAUUAUUAUUUUUAAUGAGUUUUGCCUAGUGUAACUAGAUAGAUUUCAAGUAAAAUAGAGUAUAGUACAUAAAUAUGUUCAUCAGGACUUUUUAAUAAGAUAUAAUCUCAUGUUGAAGACGUUAAAUCCCCCAGAACUCACUUGAUAAGAGUCAUGAUUUUGAAUUUUAUGUUGUCGCACAUGAGCUGAUCAGUUGACUUGGAGAUUACAUUUCCCACCCCGGAAAAUUUCUUGACUGUUAUUGAUUGAUGCGUUAUUUUAGUAAGCUAUUUUUGUUGCUCUCCCAAGGACCUUUCUAUCAUGUAUAAAUAAACUCAAUUUGUGUACUUGUAAACUUCAUAUUUUGUGGUUGCUUGUAGAAUACAAUUUCUACGUCUUUUCAA
This is a messenger RNA of Schistosoma turkestanicum, 959 nucleotides long. Lineage: Eukaryota; Metazoa; Platyhelminthes; Trematoda; Strigeidida; Schistosomatidae. The record is from the annotation of a GenBank genome assembly.